UAUACUUGUAUCUGCCGUGAAGACUACACUGGAGACAGAUGUGAGUUUGACUGGAGGCAGGGCAGGUGUAUGCCAGGUGUGUGUCGUAACGGAGGGACAUGCCGGGAGCUUUCCGGUGGGGGUUUCCGCUGCGAGUGUCCUGCAGGAGGUUAUGAGCGUCCGUACUGCACUGUCACUGCCAGGACCUUCCAACCCAAGUCCUUUGUCAUGUUCCGGGGCCUCCGGCAGAGAUUUCAUCUCUCCAUCUCACUGACUUUUGCCACCCUGGAAAAAAGUGGCCUUCUCUUCUACAAUGGCCGCUUCAAUGAGAAGCAUGACUUUAUUGCCUUGGAGAUCCAAGAGGGACAAGUGGUGUUCAAGUAUUCCACAGGCGAGUCGUCCACUCAGGUGAGCCCCUUCGUGCUCGGCGGGGUGAGCGAUGGAAACUGGCACACGGUUCACAUCCAUUACUACAACAAGCCAAAACGCAGCAUGAUUGGAGAAGCGCAAGGUCCGUCAGACGAGAAGAUAGCCGUGGUGAGCGUUGACGACUGUGACACGGCCUUGUCGCUUCGCUUCGGUUUGCAGCUCGGAAAUUAUAGCUGCACUGCGCAGGGCAAACAGACCAGCAGCAAGAAGUCUUUGGAUCUGACCGGUCCAUUAUUUCUUGGUGGAGUUCCCAAUGUGCCAGACAACUUCCCCUUCGGCACCCGGGAGUUUAUCGGCUGUAUGAAGGACCUGCAUGUGGACAACCGGGCCAUGGAUCUUGCUGGAUUUAUUGCUAACAACGGAACAAUUCCUGGUUGCAGUGCUAAACUCCCCUUCUGUAAAUCCAACCCAUGUCAGAAUGGAGGGACCUGCAGCGUGAGCUGGGAGACGUUCUCCUGUGACUGUCCAAUAGGAUACGGAGGGAAGGACUGCAGCCACUCCAUGCCACACCCACACCGCUUCCUCGGUAACAGCGCCCUCUGGUGGGACCUGAAGAAUCACGUGACCAUCUCCACACCCUGGUACCUGGGCCUGGUGUUCAGAACCAGAGCGCGUGAGGGGACGCUGCUGCAGGCCCAGGCUGGCCAGUACACCAGUCUGUUGUUUCAGGUGAUAAAUGGUCAACUGGUGUUCUCAAUAACCCACGGCUCAACCCGACCAGUGCGCUUACGUUUGGAUCAGGUUCAAGUGGCAGAUGGUCGGUGGCACGACCUCCAGCUGGAGCUGCGAGACGUUCGGAGUGGCCGUGAAAUGCGCUACGUUGCCACACUGCGGCUAGACUUUGGACUCUAUCAGGGAACAGUGAUAGUAGGAAAUGAGAUUCAUGGUUUGAAGGUGAAACAUCUGCAUGUCGGAGGAGUGCUGGGCUCCGGUGAGGUUCAGAAUGGAAUUAAAGGAUGCAUACAGGGUGUUCGAUUAGGUGUAAGGCCAGACGCCCCUGCCCUCCCCCGUCCAUCCAGAGCAGUCAAAGUGGAGACUGGUUGUAAUGUCGCCAACCACUGCGUCUCGUCUCCUUGCCCGGCUCACAGUCACUGUACGGACCUCUGGGAGCGGCACACCUGCGUAUGUGAACCUGGUUACUAUGGGAAAAGUUGCACUGAUGCUUGUCACUUGAAUCCUUGUGAAAACGAGGCCCGGUGCCACCGAAAACCAAGCUCGUCUCAUGGCUACGUUUGUGACUGCGGAGACAAUCAUUAUGGACAGUACUGCCAGCACAGGAUUGAUCACCAGUGUCCCAGGGGUUGGUGGGGUUCUCCAACCUGCGGACCUUGUCACUGUGACCCCAAUAAAGGUUUUGACCCUGACUGUAACAAGACGAGUGGACACUGUCACUGCAAGGAGUUUCAUUACCAUCCUCGAGGCUCUGACAACUGCCUGCCGUGCGACUGCUACCCAGUGGGCUCCUUUUCGCGGUCAUGUGACCCCGAAACAGGCCAGUGUCAGUGCAGGCCUGGUGUGAUUGGUCGCCAGUGCAACUCAUGUGACAACCCCUUUGCUGAGGUGACAAAUUCAGGCUGUGAAGUUAUUUAUGAUGGCUGUCCAAAGACCAUCACUCAGGGGAUCUGGUGGCCUCGGACCAAGUUUAACCUGCCUGCUGCUGUCCCCUGUCCCAAAGGCUCUGUUGGUGCAGCUGUCAGACACUGUGAUGAGGAGAGAGGAUGGCUGGAGCCGGAUCUUUAUAACUGCACCUCGCCUCCGUUUGUGGAGCUCGGCAUUGCUCUUGAUUCCCUCGAGCGUAACGAGACGGAACUGAACACCAUCUUGGAGAAGAAGUUGGCUCACCAGCUCCGGGACGUUACUGAAGCCACCGCCCGGCUCUAUGGGAACGACUUGCAGAUCGCUGAACGACUGCUCUCCCGCCUCCUGACGUUUGAGACUCAACAGAGCGGUUUUGGACUCACUGCCACUCAGGACGCACACUUCAAUGAGAACAUCCUGCGAGGUUGCAGCGUACUGUUGGGUCCCGGCACCUCUGGGCUUUGGCGAGCUCUCGCUCAGAGCCAGAACCACAUCCUGGGUGGUGGUCCGGCUGAACUGACGGAGCUGCUGGAACAGUACACAAAGAACCUGGCCCAGAAUAUGAAACUUACCUACCUCAACCCUGUGGCCUUGGUCUCACCCAACAUCGUCAUGAACCUGGACCGCAUGGAGAACCUCACCUACUUUAAGCAGCGUUUCCCUCGUUACCAUGCUCCUCUGUUUCGAGGUCAGACAUUGUGGGAUCCCUCCACUCAUGUGAAGCUGCCCCCUGCUGCCCUGGUGCCACAACGGCAGCAGCAACACAACUGGAAGGAGAAAGAGAGGACAGAGAAAGAAUCCCUAUCUCCUCAGAGUGAUGCCUCGGCCCCCAGCAGCAUCUCAGCCAAUCAGACGACAGAAUACACCGCCGCUAGACGCAGCUCGUCAGUGCCCGAGCCCCCCAUCACUAUCGUCAUCUUGCUGAUCUAUCGAAGCCUCGGUGCUGCCCUGCCUCCCAAAUAUCAUGCAGAUCGUAGAGGAGUGAGGCUUCCCAGACAUCCAGUAAUGAACUCCCCAGUGGUCACUGUCUCCGUUUACAACAACCAGACGUUUGUGGCCGGUCACUUAGACAAGCCCAUCGAGCUGGAGUUCAAGCUGCUGGAGACGGCCAAUCGCAGCAAGCCGCUGUGCGUGCAGUGGAAUCACAGCAGCCCGUGA
Molecule: messenger RNA, 3144 nt
Organism: Nematolebias whitei (Rio pearlfish)
Lineage: Eukaryota; Metazoa; Chordata; Actinopteri; Cyprinodontiformes; Rivulidae
Product: cadherin EGF LAG seven-pass G-type receptor 3
Exons: 21
Coding region: 70-3144 (1024 amino acids)
Biological process (GO): cell-cell adhesion
Cellular component (GO): membrane
Molecular function (GO): G protein-coupled receptor activity; calcium ion binding
Source: RefSeq, a predicted model, not a curated record